AGACUUUUAAUAUCGAUGAAUAUUAAAGAUGAAGAUAUACAAGAUCCUUUAGAACGUUUAAAGCUUAUAGUUGACUUUUAUAGGGUUGAUUUUAAUAUGAUAGAAAAACGAGAUAUUGGAGCAUUACUUGCAUCAUUAAAAUUAAAACAAUACGCGCCUAAUUUUGUUAAACUCGAUUGGGAUGAAGCUAUUAAUAUGCGUUAUUACGAAUUAGAAGAACUGGGAAUAAAUUCUUAUGUGGCGAGACAAACUAUUUAUAAGAAAUUUCAAGAUAUUAAAUCCGCUAUUGCAGAAACACGUGGUAGUCGAAGACCUUAUGAAGCUGAUGUUUCUAAGAAAGAAACGACAGAACAAUUUGAAUAUGAUGAAUUAGAAGAUGAAAAAUAUAACGUCCGUUAUAUGUAA
Dentiscutata erythropus is the source of this 405-nucleotide messenger RNA. NCBI's taxonomy places the organism in Eukaryota, Fungi, Glomeromycota, Glomeromycetes, Diversisporales, Gigasporaceae. The record is from the annotation of a GenBank genome assembly.